Messenger RNA from Rangifer tarandus platyrhynchus (Svalbard reindeer), 1038 nucleotides. NCBI's taxonomy places the organism in Eukaryota, Metazoa, Chordata, Mammalia, Artiodactyla, Cervidae. The record is from the annotation of a GenBank genome assembly.
AUGGCCGUCCCGGCAGGGGCCGCGGUCGCCAGCGCCGCCGUGGUGGCGGUGCUCUCGGCCGCGCUGGCGCUCUACGGGCCGCCGCUGGAUGCAGUGUUAAAAAGAGCAUUUUCGCUGCAUAAAGCACACUCAGUAAAGGACAUGGAAAAUACUUUACAGCUGGUGAGAAACGUGGUACCUCCUCUAACCACCAAGAAGCACAAAGGGCAGGAUGGAAGGAUCGGUGUGGUGGGAGGCUGCCGGGAGUACACUGGAGCCCCCUAUUUUGCAGCAAUCUCAGCUCUCAAAGUGGGCGCGGACCUGUCCCACGUGUUCUGCACCCAGGAAGCCGCGCCCGUGAUCAAGUCCUACAGCCCGGAGCUGAUCGUGCACCCCGUCCUAGACAGCCCUGAUGCUGUCCGCGAUGUGGAGCAGUGGCUGCCCCGACUGCACGCCCUGGUGGUGGGGCCUGGCCUCGGCAGAGACGACGCUCUUCUGGAGAAUGUCAAGGGCAUUCUAGAAGCGUCCAAGGCCAGGGGCGUCCCCGUGGUCAUCGACGCAGACGGGCUCUGGCUCCUCGCCCAGCAGCCGGCGCUCAUCCAGGGCUACCGGAAGGCGGUCCUCACCCCCAACCACGUGGAGUUUGGCAGACUGUCCGAGGCUGUGCUGGGGGCGCCCCUGGAUGGCGGAGACCGUCAUGGAGCUGUGCUGAGACUCAGCCAGGCCCUGGGCAACGUCACCGUGGUGCAAAAGGGGGAGCAGGACGUGAUCUCUGAUGGCGAGCAGGUGCUUGUGUGCAGCCAGGAGGGCAGUGGCCGCAGGUGCGGGGGUCAGGGGGACCUCCUGUCUGGCUCCCUGGGAGUCCUGGCACACUGGGCCCUCCGUGCGGGCCCUGAGAAGACUGGCGGGCCCAGCCCGCUGCUUGUGGCCGCCUUCGGCGCCUGCGCCCUCACCCGGCAAUGCAGCCAGCAGGCCUUCCAGAAGCACGGACGCGCCACCACCACCUCUGACAUGGUCGCCGAGGUCGGGCCUGCGUUCCGCAGGCUCUUCGAGGCCUGA